CCAUAUAUUCAAGCUAAAUUGGGCUAAAGAAUCGGACGGUUGACCCUCAACCCACUUGUUCGACCAGACCAACGGACUAAACCUAGUUGACAACCUUAAUAUAGAUAGACUUUUCUAAUUUUUUACUUGCAGACAAAUUUUAGGUUGCAUGUACUAUAUAGUACCAACUAGCUCCGCACGAGUUAUGAAAGCCAUGGUUGUCACAUUGGUGGAAUUUUGAUCGGGAACUAGGUACAACCGUUGUCGGCCAUAAAAUCAGUUCGAAUGUCACAUGUAUGACUAGUAUGAUCGAUUUUCGAUUUCUAAACAAAAUAACAUCGUUUUUAGUGAAUUUAAUAAAUUACUUUAUGAUUUAUUUCAUGAAUUUGAAAGUUAAAUGUUGAUGUUAUUUAUUGGAUUCAAAUAUAAACAUUUGAGUGUUUAUGUUAAAUGUUGCAUUUAAAUAUGAGUAUUUGUUAUUUUAUUUGUAAUGUUAUAUUUUAUUUAAAUAUGAAUGUAGAUUAUAUUCAAAUAUGAUGUAUAUAUGGUUAAAUUCAUCUGAUGUCAAUAAUUUUUCAUAUUCUUACAGACUUUAUUAAACCAAUAUGAAUCGAUUAUACCACCGAUUAAACCAUACCACUUACUAAACCAACACAUCUCUAUAACCCUUUUUUACAGAAAACAAACAAAAUUUGGAUAUGAUAAGGGGAGUCUCCUCAAACGCUUAACCAACUCGAAGCUUUUACCAUAUUUUCUUCUUACUAAUUGAGAAACCAAGACUGAGUGAGAGCACUAUUGUGUCGAAGGAAAUUACUAAUAAGCAAGGUUGUCAACCUGCUGGUUGACCCACUUUGAUCCUGACCGUUGAGAAAAAUGGGCCGCACGCACUCGCCGGGUCGACCGCUAUAAGGUACCGGAUUGGAGGUCAAAUUGUGCCUUUUUUUUUUGUUUUGCGAAAUGCACCUAUUUUCCGAUUUUUCUUUUCGCCUAACUCAAUCUUUGGAAUCCUAAGUGUGUGUGAAUUUUCACUAUAUGUUGAAUCUAAGUAUGAAAUGUUAUUUUGGUGUAAUAUUAUAUGUUACUAACUCAUAUGUUAGAUGAGAUUUGAUAUAAUUUAUCAGGAUAAGUACAAUAUAAUGACGCUUUCCAUAUUUCUGGACUAAAUCGGGCUAAAACGGGUGAACCAUUAACCCUUGAUCCACUAGCGCAACCGAGUCCGAAUCAACCCCAGGUUGACAACCUUGCUAAUAAGACAACAGAACACAACUACAAAAGAAAGAAAAGUCACCGCAGAGAAUUGAACCGAGAGCCAAGUCAGCAAAUUUAGCCGUCCAAAACCAAACGAACCUCGCCUGAGUUGGGCGUUUCUCUUUGGUUGGUCGCCCCCGUCGAGCACUGAACGAACGCGCUUUCUCUCCGUACCUCAAUUAUCGCAGAUGAGUCUCAAUGGGAGCCAGAUCGCUUAAGAAGAUUAAGCGAUCCUCCACCAAUUCCAAACCCACCAGCAGCAAUCCCAUGCCACCUUCGCAAACUCGGGGUUUCAGCUGGAACAGAGGCCCCGUGUUCGUGUCCGUAGCCAUGGUCUUCGGGGUUGUUUUUCUCUUGGGCAUUUCGUCGAUCAUUUGGAACAGUUUCGCCGGCGUUGAUGCUACCCCCAAAAUCUAUGCAAUUCAGGUGGUCAACGAGUACCCUCACGACCCAGAUGCCUUCACCCAGGGUCUUCUUUAUGCCGGAAAUGAUACUUUCUUUGAGUCAACUGGGCUUUACGACAUGUCAUCAGUUCGGAAAGUGAAUCUGCAGACGGGGAAGGUUGAGGAUAUCCAGCAAAUGGAUGGACAAUAUUUCGGGGAAGGAUUAACUCUUCUCGGCGAAAGGCUGUUCCAAGUAACCUGGUUGACAAGUACUGGUUUCAUCUACGACCGUAUUAAUUUGAACAAAAUUGGGGAAUUCACUCAUCAAAUGCAAGAUGGAUGGGGACUGGCAACUGAUGGCAAAGUCUUGUUUGGUAGUGAUGGGACUUCAUCAUUGUAUCAACUUGACCCUCUUACAUUAAAAGUCAUCAAAGAACAAAGAGUCAAAUACAAUGACCUUGAAGUACGCUACAUCAAUGAACUUGAGUUUAUUAAUGGUGAGAUCUGGGCGAAUGUUUGGCAGACUGAUUGUAUUGCAAGAAUCUCUCCUCAAGAUGGUACUGUCACCGGCUGGAUUCUUCUUCCGCAAUUAAGCAAGGGACUGAGAGCAUCUGGACACAGAGGCAUCGAUGUUCUAAAUGGCAUAGCAUGGGAUAGUGAAGGGAAACGUCUUUUUGUCACGGGAAAGCUAUGGCCGAAACUGUAUGAAAUCAAGUUGCAUCCAGUGAAGAAACCGAUUGGCAGAGGAAACAUUGAGCAGCUUUGCAUCCCGUAGUCAAACUGAAUCGUUGCAGAACUUGCAACAAACCGGGAGCUCAGGGAUUCAUAUGCUGAUCAAAGGUGUAUAUUCUUCGUAAUGCUGAUUGGUUUAUACCUCAACAUGCAUCUGAAGCAUAGCGACUAUUCCCAUCGAAUGUUGUAUGAUCACUCUAGUCUAGCAUUUGACGUUGAGCACUGCUAGCAAUAGUCAGCAUCCCAGGUUGUUGGCUGCUGCAUACAAUUUGUAAAGAAAGAGACCAUUUCCCCUUUUCUUCCUAUAGUUAAAAUAGUAACUUCAUUAUGUUUUCCAUUCUUAUUUCUAGUUUGUUUAUCAUAUAAACAAGAAAAUUACAAUUUUUUUAUUUUCAAGGCUGCAACAAUGAAUUUCUUCCUGCAAUUGCUAUUUGCUGGUUUAAUUCUUCAAUGCUUUUACUAGAAGAGUUGAACACCCUGCAAGACCUUUCUCUCCAAAGGAGAGCAAUAUACCAGCUCCAUAAACCUCCCACAAUACUGCUAUUCACUGUCCCCUGCUGCUGCACCAGGCUGCAAAUUGUCUCCAGCAUGCCUCUCCAUUCUCCGAUCCUCGGGGCCAAAUCGCAGCUAGAAACAAAUAAUGCAGUACAGCACAUGAGUAAAAACACUUACAAAAUAGGUGAUCUCUGGUUUCAGCUUCUUGCUUACACAGUAAACAUUCAUCUUCAAUAAAUCCAUAAUUCUUCAGCUUCUCUCUUGUUUUGAUCCUGUCCAUUAUUACUAAUCAUGCGAGGAAUCCUGUGACUGGGUAUGAUAUAACUUCCCCUUCGUCUGAGCUUUCAGAUUCUUGAUCUUCCUGCAAAAACAAGAUUGAUCUGCAAACAAGACUGCGCUAUCCUACUAACAAUAAAUUUUAAUAAAGUGAUGAAUGUUCAAAUGUCCACAAGUACACACCCAAACCUUAAACUUACAAAAUCAACAACCAAAUCCAUAAUACCAUAAAUGUUUUAAGAUAAC
Molecule: messenger RNA, 3359 nt
Organism: Linum trigynum
Lineage: Eukaryota; Viridiplantae; Streptophyta; Magnoliopsida; Malpighiales; Linaceae
Source: the annotation of a GenBank genome assembly